UGUGCGUAAACGCGUAUAUGUGUGUGAUGAGAUGAGAUGUAGUGAGGGUUGGGACAGGAAGGAUUAGCCGGAGGGAGGGAUGACUGAAUAACGAGGAGAGUUACACCUACCCCACCGCCGACCGAUUUAGUGAGCCGUGUGCGGAGAAAAGGAGCGACACAAGGAAAAGGACGAGGGGAGAAGAAUCCUUUUGGGACGCGGUCGUUUCGGAUUUCUAUUUUUUGGCGUAUAAAAAGGGACGAUCCGGAUUUAUGAUUGGAAAGGUCCAUGUUGCUGCUUGUAAGGAUGUUCUCUCAGGGCUAUUUGUUGGCUCCGCUUGUGUUACUGGCUGCUCUUUCCAACUUCCCCAGUAAAGCACAAGAUCAAGUUCCAGCUCCGAGGAGGCUGCGAUUCAAAGUGCUGAAGCCAAAUAAUUUGCUCGUCUCGUGGAAGGAGCCUAAAGGCAACUUUGACAGCUACUUGUUCCUCUACAACAGCAUACCAGGUGGCCAACAGAAGGAGAUCAUCAUAUCAAAAACUGGCAGUAAAAUGUUGAUAGCAGACUACGACCCAUCCAAGGACUAUGUUGUCAGUGUAAUUUCUGUCAGCGGCAGCACUCAGAGCAAAGCGCUGCUGGGCCGAUUUAAAGCGAUUGAGAGGGGCGACGGUGAUGGAGAAGGUGAAAUGGAGCCACAGCGUCUGACCGAUUCAUUUGUUCUUCCAGAAGAUGUCAAUGAGAUCUCUGGAGUGGACCAGUUUGUGUGUCACACGGAGUCCAUAGCAGACAUUGUGAUCCUGGUAGAUGGUUCCUGGAGUAUUGGUCGGCUCAACUUCCGACUGGUGCGAAUAUUUCUUGAAAACCUGGUUAACGCCUUUGACGUCGCCAUUGACAAGACCAGGAUCGGUCUGGCUCAGUAUAGUGGUGAUCCCAGGAUAGAGUGGCACCUAAAUGCGUUCACUACCAAGGAAGCCGUUAUUGAUGCUGUCAAGAACCUUCCUUACAAAGGAGGAAAUACUCUCACCGGGCUUGCACUGUCCUAUAUCUUAGAGAAUUGUUUCAAGCCUGAGUCUGGUGCCCGUGUUGGCGUACCUAAGAUUGGGAUCCUCAUUACCGAUGGGAAGUCUCAGGAUGAUGUUAUACCUCCUGCAGAAAGCCUGCAAAAAGCUGGGGUUGAGCUGUUUGCUAUUGGUGUAAAGAAUGCUGAUGAGAAUGAGCUGCGCUCCAUCGCCUCAGAGCCAGAUGACUCUCAUGUAUAUAAUGUCGCUGACUUUCAUGUUAUGAGCUCCAUUGUAGAAGGACUGACCAGAACAGUGUGUGAACAAGUGGAGCAACAAGACAAGGACAUCAAGGAGCAACAUCCACCAGAAAGUAUUGGACCACCGUCAGACUUGGUGACAUCAGAGGUCACAGCUAGGAGCUUUCGAGUUAGAUGGCAUCACUCCCCUGGAAAUGUAGAGAAAUACAGAGUGGUCUAUUUUCCUGUUAAUGGGGGACAACCCCAGGAGUCUGUUGUAGACGGCCGCGACAACUCCGUGGUGUUGCAGCAUCUCAACUCACAGACCGAAUACCAGCUGUCCGUGUUUGCAGUGAAUGAAAACGAGGCCAGUGAACCACUAAGAGGUUAUGAAACAACCCUGGCUCUUCCCACUGUGACAGGCCUCCAGCUGUUAGAGGUGACUCACAACAGCAUGAAAGCAAGAUGGGACAGUGUGAAGGGGGCGUCAGGAUACAUGUUGCUUUAUGCACCACUCACAGAUAACGGAGACUUGGGCGAGAAAGAGAUCAAAGUGUCAAAAGCAGUGAAGGAGCUGAAUCUCGAUGGUCUGAGCCCCCACACUGAGUAUACUGUCACUGUUUAUGCUAUGUACGGAGAUGAGGCCAGCGACCCUAUUACAAACCAGGAAACGACCUUACCACUGAGCGCACCUAGGAACCUCCAGUUCUCUGACAUCACUCACAACUCGGCACGCAUCAGCUGGGACCCAGCUGCCAGUGGAGUUACUGGUUAUCGAAUCAUGUGGGUUAAGUCAGAUGGGCGAGUCACUGAGGAGGUGGAAGUUGGUCCCGUGAGUUCUUAUGACCUCAGUGGACUGACAUCCCUGAUGGAGUACUCAGUGGCUCUAUUUGCUCUUUAUGAUGAAGGCCAAUCAGAUCCACUCACUGAUGGAUUCACUACAACUCCUGUUCCAGGUCCUCUUCAUUUCCGUUCCAGUGAUGUCAGUUCAGACAGCUUUCAGGUCAGCUGGGAUCACUCAUCAGAUGACAUCAUCGUCUAUAGACUCUCCUGGGCACCGCUCACAGGUGGCAACACAAAGGAGGUGGUCCUGAGUGGGAGUGAUAACCAAUACACUUUGAGAAAUCUGAAUCCUUCCACUGUAUAUGAAGUUAUGGUGAUGGCAGUUUUCAAAGAUCAGUCAGAGAGCGACGCUGUCUCUGUCACAGAAACUACAUUGGCCAAGACAACAACGAUUGCCACCACAACCACUGCCCCCCGCCAAGCUGUGAGAAACCUUCGUCUGAAUCAUGAGACCACGCAGAGCCUUAAGGCAUCAUGGGAAUUGAACGACUCCCGCGUGGAGAGCUACAGGCUGUCCUAUGCCAGACUCGGGGCCGAUCACAAUGAGGAAACAGUGUUAGUUCCUGGAAGUCAGAAAAGUGUGCUUCUCGAGUCCUUACUUCCUGACACGCAGUACAAAGUAACUAUCACACCAGUGUACAGUGGAGGGGAUGACGGCAUCACUGUGUCAGCAGAAGGGAGCACAUUGCCUCUCUUGUCUCCUGAAAAUCUUCGUGCAUCAGAGGAGUGGUACAACCGCUUCAGAGUCUCCUGGGAUCCUCCAAAGGCUGCUGCUUUUGGUUACAAGAUCCUUUACCAGCCAGUCCAUGUACCAGGGAGCGUUUUGGAGAUGACCGUUGGUGAAGACGUUAACUCGAUUCUCCUCCUGAAUUUACAAAGUGGCACAGAGUACAGCGUUCAAGUGACCGCGUCCUACCCAUCAGGACAAAGUGAACCGUUGCUGGUGAACACUAAGACAUUGUUCCUGGGUAUCUCUGACUUGACAGUCUACCAGGCGCGCCACAACAGCAUGUGUGUCCAAUGGCAACCUCAUCUGCAUGCUACAAAUUACAGAGUCUCCAUCCAGUCGACACUCAACAGUCAGCGACAGGAAGUGAGUCUCGAAGGCGGGGCUUCCCGACAGUGCUUCUACGACCUUUUUCCAAGCAGCCAAUAUGAGAUCAGCAUUCGCACACAAAUGCAAGAAAUGGAAGGACCUCCCAUCUCCGUCACUGACAUGACAUUGCCUGCGCCCACUCAGGCUCCAACUGAACCCCCUGCCACGGAGCCCCCUCCCACCAUUCCACCAGCCAAAGAAGUAUGUAAGGAGGCCAAGGCGGACUUGGCCUUUCUGGUUGAUGGCUCUUGGUCCAUUGGAGAUGACAACUUCAUGAAGAUCACUAAUUUCCUGUAUAGUACCAUUGGAUCACUGGAUCAAAUUGGGACAGAUGGCACCCAGGUGGCCAUAUGUCAAUUCAGUGAUGAUGCUCGAACAGAGGUCCAGCUGAGUUCCCAUGGCGACAAAGAAGAGCUGCUUGAAGCAAUUCAGAGGAUCAAAUAUAAAGGAGGCAACACAAAGACAGGUCGUGCUAUUAAGCAUGUAAAGGAGUCCAUUUUCACCUCAGAUGCUGGAGCCAGGAAGGGGGUACCCAAAGUCCUGGUUGUGCUCACUGAUGGGCGUUCGCAGGAUGACGUCAAUAAAGUGUCCAUGGAAAUGCAGAUGGAGGGAUACAUCAUUUUUGCAAUUGGCUUUGCGGAUGCAGAUUACGGGGAACUAGUCAAUAUUGCCAGUAAGCCUAGCGACAGGCAUGUCUUCUUUGUGGACGAUUUGGAUGCUGUGAAAAAAAUCGAGGAGCAGCUCAUUACUUUUGUCUGCGAGGCAGCCACUGCCACUUGUCCAUCCAUUCUAAUGAGUGGAAACAGCAUGGCAGGUUUUCGCAUGAUGGAGAAGUUUGGUUUGGUGGAGAAGGAGUACAGCACAAUAUCGGGAGUUUCUCUAGAGCCCGGCUCAUUCAACAGCUUCCCAUGUUACAGGUUACACCGUGAUGCUCUGGUGUCGCAGCCCACCAAGUACCUUCAUCCUGAAGGUUUACCAUCUGACUACACCAUCUCUAUGAUGAUCCGCCUGCUUCCCGAGACUUCGCAGGAGCCGUUUGCAUUAUGGGAAAUCCUCGAUAAGGACACCAACCCGGUGGUGGGACUCACCUUGGACCACUCUGUGAAAAGUUUGACAUUCUUCAACUACGACUACAAAGGGGAAUUUCAAACUGUCACCUUUGAAGAAACUCAAAUAAAAAAAGUCUUCCACGGCAGUUUCCACAAGCUCCAUGUAACCAUCAGUAAGACGGCAGUGAAGGUGACAUUGGACUGCGUUGCAGUUGGGGAAAAAGCUAUUAGUGCAGCUGGGAACAUCACCACGGAUGGCGUGGAAGUCCUUGGUCGCAUUGUGCGGUCUCAAGGCAGAAGAGAGCACUCUGCCACGUUUCAACUCCAGAUGUUUGAUAUCAUCUGCAGUACAUCGUGGGCAAGCAGGGAUAAGUGUUGUGAACUGCCAGCUUUGCGAGUUGAGGAGGAUUGCCCUUCAAUGCCUCAGGCCUGCACUUGUUCUCAAGAAAGCAAGGGACCGCCAGGACCUUCCGGACCUCCCGGUGGUCCGGGGAUACGAGGCACACGAGGAGACAGAGGGGAACCUGGAGUGACGGGGCCUCCAGGACCUGUUGGAGAGGCUGGGUCUGCUGGACCACCAGGACUGCCUGGUCCUCAGGGACCCAGUGGGCUCUCUAUUCAAGGGCCUCCGGGUGCUGCUGGGGAGAAGGGAGAAACGGGUGAGAUCGGCCCAGCCGGUCCAAUGGGUGUUCCUGGAAGUCAGGGUUCCCCUGGUAGGGAUGGUCCCCCUGGAGUGAGGGGCCUGCCAGGUAACAAUGGACCUCAAGGUCGACAAGGGCCGCCGGGCCCCCUUGGUGCCCCAGGUGCACCUGGAGCUCCAGGACCGAUUGGAUCAGGAGGUCCUCAAGGGGAGCAAGGACCUUCUGGUCCUGCUGGUAUCAAAGGAGAUAAAGGAGAAAGAGGUGACGUACAGUCCCAAGCUGCAGUGCGCGCUAUAGCGAGACAAGUGUGUGAGCAGCUUAUCCAGAACCACUUGUCGCGUUACAACUCCAUCCUGAACCAGAUCCCAGUCCAGUCAGCUACGUCAGUGCGUACAUUGCCCGGACCCCCAGGUGAGCCCGGCAGGAGAGGACCCCCAGGACCACAGGGGGAACAAGGACCAACUGGGAGGCCCGGUUUCCCCGGUGCUAAUGGGCAGAGUGGCCGGCCGGGAGAGAGAGGUUUAGCAGGUGAGAAGGGUGAAAGGGGGAGUCCAGGUGUUGGGAAUCAAGGACCAAGGGGACCCCCAGGGCCACCAGGCUUACCUGGUGAGGGGCGUACGGGGACUCAGGGGCCCCUCGGUCGGCCUGGGAACCCGGGUGCCCCAGGGAGGCAUGGUAAUCCGGGUUCUGCUGGACCGGCUGGACCACCAGGUUACUGUGACCCAAAUUCUUGUUUGGGGUAUAAUGUUGGAGUCCAAACUUUGCCUCACGGUGGCUACCAACCCUACAAUCAAGCCUACAAUCAACUCUACAACCAGGCCUACAACCCUGCUGCAGUAGCUUACAACAAUGACCAAGGAGGCCAAGAUGACCAGGAAGAAGGAGAGGAGAGUGAAGAGGAACCUUAUUAUCGGAGUUACCCCCAUGGGCCUUAUCGCUAUGGUUACCCUUCACACCCUUCCCACUCGGAAGAUGUGGAACUGCGUUCACCUGGCGUGGUCAGGAGAUUUUCCCGCGAUGUCAUCGUCAUGGAAGAGAGUGAGAGCAAGAGCAAGGACGCACUCCCCUCAAGCGCUUGACUUCUACACAAAUGCAUACACAUACAUCAGAAGAUGUAGCAAGACACCCCCGCCUCUAUCCUCUCCCAGUGAUGAAACAAUGUAAAUAUCUCUGUGGACUCUUGUAUAAUAAUGCAAAAAGUGCCUGAUCUAUGUUUGUUUUCAGUGUCAAGGUUAGCCGACCUACAGAAAACUGUUUAAAUAUUUAUUCAAUGCCCUUGAUACACAUCUAAACGUUCUUGUACUAAGCUAUUGCACUUGAACCUUACUUAGGCUAUUGAAUAAAUGUUCGAGCAGCUUUCCAUAACUUCGCACUCAUCUUAAUGUACUGUACGUCUCCUUGUAUUUAAAAAAUAUGAAUGACGAUGUGUUAAGGUUUUGUACAGGCAGCGUUUUCUGUCGUCUAAACUUAUUGGUUCCAGCGUGUUCAUCUUUCAGGUUGUGUUCACACUUGGUUUGGUUGAAAAAGAAGCCUGCUGGGAUUACUGUGCAACAUGUAAUUUUGCUCUGCUUGCAAGUUGUGUGAAGUGGUUAACUUGAGCCCAAAUAUGAAUGCAACACAGAAUAGAAUUAAACUGACAGCAAACAGCAUAAACACAGCACAGAUAUUCAACUCCUCCCUUCUACUUGUCACCAUCUUUACGUGGGUGAGCGUUGGGUAGGCGCGGGUCCAACAGUGCUUUGUAAAAUACAUUUUACAAGCUCGUUAGUGACAUGGUAAGGGGAAAUAUAUAACAAAACUACAACCCAGUGCAGACACCUUUUCUGACGGCAUUUUGUCCUCUCCUCCAAUGUCUGUAGGACUGUAUAUUAGAACACUCUCAUGGCACAAUAUCAAUGUCUCAAUUGAGUUACUGUGAUUGAAAUUUGGACCGAUUUAAUGGAUAACGAUGCUGUUACGAUGACGACAGGUUACUUUUACCUCCUUUCAUCUAGUAGACAUAUAUUUAUCCUGUCUUUCACCCUGUCUCUGAGAAAGAUGGAAAGAUGAAGAUUAAUUUUACUAGUCUAUAUCACAUUACAUUUAGUUUCAGUUUCAGUUUAUUCACACAUCGCAUCAUGGUACACACAAGAACAUGGUCAUAUAUACAAGCAGUUCAUCUGACAAGAUGCAUGAAAGGGACACUCUAAUAAGCUAUUUAAAGCCUUUAGUAGGGGCCCAGCCAAAAAGCACACACAUACACACCUCCAUACACAUACAUACAAUUAACUAUGGAAAUUUUCGGUAACACUUUAUAAUAGCUAUCCAUUUUACUAGUUAAUAGAUCAUUAGUAAACUGUUGAUAAAUAAUUUCUUGAAUUGUGAAGUAUUUGUUAACAGUUUGUUAAGCAUUUACAGCAGGGGUCAGCAACCUUUUUGGUGUGGAGUGCCACUUUCAAAUUUUCUUGUCAAUCAGUGUGCCACCCCAAGAUUUAUGACGCGCAACCGAAUUUUUAUAUUCAGCAGAGCUGGAAUUUUACUCCAAACAAAAAAAACAUGGACAUACAUCUAAUUUGUAUAACUACCAUUCGUCUUCAUCAAUUAACUAAAAACUAAUGCAUAUUGUCGAAAAUAUCAAAACUUGAAAAUAAGUGCAACAGUAAUAACAGCUGUACAGCUGCACCAUUUUAUGCAAACAUAUCACACACACACACCCCAGCACGCAAAGGGGAACAGGUGUGAUUCUCAGUGCAGGUCUCUCACAGUACAGAGAGCCUUCAAAGUCAGAACAGCCGACUCUUACAUUUUGUCUUGUUCACUAGCAACUUAAACAGUGAAUGAUAUGCACAAUUUUAGAUUUUAUAUUACAAAUAUAAAAGAUACCUACUUUAAUGUGUUCCUUGGCCCUGCUUUCUAUGAAUUUUCAUGUUUUGUCUCAUAGUGGCAUUUGACACUUGUUGUGCGACACACAACUCUCUCGAGGCAUAAUGCACAAAAAGAGCUACCAGAAGUAACCAGGCAACCAGUUGUUACCGGUAUCCCCAAGGGGCCGCUGUCCCCUACAAUAUGAUCGGCUUGCUAGUUAAGCUUAGAAGAAGAAUUGGGCGUCUGGGCGAGAAAAAGAGAGGGAGCGAAGGAAGGUGUUGAGAGAGAGCGGAGAGCGCCGUGAAAAGGAGA
This is a messenger RNA of Corythoichthys intestinalis (scribbled pipefish), 7999 nucleotides long. RefSeq names its product collagen, type XIV, alpha 1a (gene col14a1a). Bases 268 to 5922 code for a protein of 1884 amino acids. The transcript is spliced from 48 exons. Gene Ontology annotation, cellular component: interstitial matrix. NCBI's taxonomy places the organism in Eukaryota, Metazoa, Chordata, Actinopteri, Syngnathiformes, Syngnathidae. The record is from RefSeq and is a predicted model, not a curated record. Gene Ontology annotation, molecular function: protein binding.